GGUAACACUGAAGGCGUAUGAAAUUAUCUAACAAAAAUCUGCAAAGGCAGUUUUUAUUCCAAGACAUUUUCUUAGUUCCUAGCAACAUGUUGACGUUAAGAGGGGCUAUAAAGUCGGACAAGAGUAUUUUACCACUGUUAUGUAACUUAAAACGGGGCGCUGCAGCCAAAGCCGCUACAAAGAUUGCCGCUGGUUCUAAUGGCAAGAUUGUUGCUGUAAUUGGUGCCGUCGUUGAUGUUCAGUUUGACGAUGACUUGCCUCCAAUUUUAAAUGCUUUAGAGGUGGAAAAUCGCGCUCCCCGCCUUGUGUUGGAAGUCGCUCAACAUUUGGGAGAAAACACAGUGCGUACGAUUGCUAUGGAUGGUACGGAAGGUCUGGUGCGAGGACAAAAGGUUCUGGAUACUGGUUACCCAAUCCGUAUUCCAGUAGGAGCAGAAACUUUAGGCCGUAUCAUCAAUGUUAUUGGUGAACCAAUUGAUGAACGUGGUCCGAUCCCAACCAAUAAGACCGCCCCAAUUCACGCUGAAGCUCCAGAAUUCGUGGAAAUGUCAGUCGAACAAGAAAUUCUGGUAACUGGAAUAAAAGUGGUCGAUUUGUUAGCCCCUUAUGCAAAGGGUGGUAAGAUUGGAUUGUUCGGUGGCGCGGGUGUCGGUAAAACUGUAUUGAUUAUGGAGCUGAUUAACAAUGUGGCGAAGGCUCAUGGUGGUUAUUCGGUGUUUGCGGGAGUAGGCGAACGCACUCGCGAAGGAAAUGAUUUGUACAAUGAAAUGAUUGAGUCUGGCGUCAUUUCCUUGAAGGAUAAGACAUCAAAGGUCGCUUUGGUAUACGGUCAAAUGAACGAACCACCAGGUGCUCGUGCACGUGUUGCAUUGACUGGAUUAACUGUUGCCGAGUACUUCCGUGAUCAGGAAGGACAAGAUGUGCUGCUUUUCAUUGACAACAUAUUUCGCUUCACUCAAGCUGGUUCAGAAGUGUCUGCUUUGUUGGGUCGCAUUCCAUCUGCUGUGGGUUAUCAACCAACACUAGCCACUGAUAUGGGUUCUAUGCAGGAACGUAUUACAACAACGAAGAAAGGUUCCAUUACCUCAGUACAGGCCAUUUAUGUGCCAGCUGAUGAUUUGACUGAUCCCGCUCCAGCAACAACAUUCGCUCAUUUGGAUGCUACAACUGUAUUAUCGCGUGCUAUUGCAGAAUUGGGCAUUUAUCCCGCGGUGGAUCCCUUGGAUUCCACAUCUCGUAUCAUGGAUCCCAACAUCAUUGGUCAAGAGCAUUAUAACGUAGCUCGUGGUGUCCAGAAAAUUUUGCAGGAUUAUAAAUCAUUGCAGGAUAUUAUUGCUAUUUUGGGAAUGGACGAGUUGUCUGAAGAAGAUAAACUUACAGUUGCUCGCGCUCGCAAGAUUCAACGUUUCUUGUCUCAACCGUUUCAGGUCGCUGAAGUGUUCACUGGUCACGCUGGAAAAUUAGUCCCAUUGGAAGAAACUAUAAAGGGAUUCAAUGAAAUUUUGUCAGGUGAAUACGAUCAUCUUCCUGAAGUAGCUUUCUAUAUGGUUGGACCCAUCGGAGAGGUCGUGCAAAAGGCGGAACGCUUAGCUAAAGAAACUGCUUAGGGUAAUGAAAAAUUAACUGUAAAAUGUAAAUAAUGGGUCGUCAGAUAACUCAUAGUAACAAUCUAAAGUAUCCUAAAUAUAA
Molecule: messenger RNA, 1689 nt
Organism: Bactrocera latifrons
Lineage: Eukaryota; Metazoa; Arthropoda; Insecta; Diptera; Tephritidae
Product: ATP synthase subunit beta, mitochondrial-like
Exons: 4
Coding region: 18-1607 (529 amino acids)
Biological process (GO): proton motive force-driven mitochondrial ATP synthesis; proton transmembrane transport
Molecular function (GO): proton-transporting ATP synthase activity, rotational mechanism; ATP hydrolysis activity; ATP binding
Source: RefSeq, a predicted model, not a curated record